AUGGCGCCCUCCAAUCCCUACGACGUCGACGCCUAUACCAACCCAUACACCCCUUCGCCACCCUUCCGGCACCUCCCACAACCCAUCGCACACUUCUUUGGCCACCGCCGGCCCAAUGCCAAACCACAGCAACCGCACACCCUCCUAGUCUGGUUCUUCUGUUUCAUCGGCGCGUUCCUCGGCGUCUCGCUCCUCUGCGGCGUCUACCUCAACCUCCCAACCUCUCGGCCACCAUCGCUCAUCGGCGUGAGCAUUACGAAACUCUUCCAUCUUCUGCCCUAUGCCGAGUUCAACAAGCUACGCUGGCUCGCCGGCGCCUUGUCCGUCGGCUCCGCCAGUGUCGUCAUGGCAAUGACGAAGACCGUGCAUCCACCUGCAGGCGCCACUGCGCUGCUGGCCUCGACAGAAAUCGCGAUCACGGAGCUAGGAUGGUGGUUCCUAGCAUUGAUGCUACUAGGGUCUAUGCUCAUGCUGACCGCUGCGCUGAUUAUCAACAACUUGACCCGCAGAUUUCCGGUCUACUGGUGGACGCCAGCUGAUCUGAAGUCCAUCAAGGCGCAACGAAAAGCGAAAGCUGCCGCUGGCAAUUCAGAUGACGGAAGAGGUGGGGAUAUCGAGAAGGCCAGCGAGGCAGCCGCGGCAGAAGCACGUCACAACAGCAAUGCCGCAGCAAAAAGGACCGAUUCGGCCCCGUCCGACACCGGCGAAUUUGUUGGCCACAAAGGAAGGCAGAUUAUUAUUGACGCAGAGAAGAUCGUCAUUCCAGACUGGUUGCAGGCGGACGAGUGGGAAGUGCAGAUUCUGGAGAUCUUGCAUCAACGCUUGAAGAAUGGAGCGGGAGCGGAGGAAGGUUGA
Molecule: messenger RNA, 855 nt
Organism: Cyphellophora attinorum
Lineage: Eukaryota; Fungi; Ascomycota; Eurotiomycetes; Chaetothyriales; Cyphellophoraceae
Exons: 3
Coding region: 1-855 (284 amino acids)
Source: RefSeq, a predicted model, not a curated record